Molecule: messenger RNA, 1356 nt
Organism: Recurvomyces mirabilis
Lineage: Eukaryota; Fungi; Ascomycota; Dothideomycetes; Mycosphaerellales; Teratosphaeriaceae
Exons: 1
Coding region: 1-1356 (451 amino acids)
Cellular component (GO): mitochondrion
Molecular function (GO): flavin adenine dinucleotide binding; acyl-CoA dehydrogenase activity
Source: RefSeq, a predicted model, not a curated record
AUGGCAUCUCUCGCUCGCACCCUCCGCCCAUUGGCUCGAGCAGCCACAUCUGCCCCUGCUAGGACGCCUAUCAGCCGAGUCGUACUACAGCAAUCGACACCAUCAGUAUCACGAUGCCUCUCUUCAACCUCUGGACGACGCUACGAUACAAGCAACAUCACAACCGAGGGCGAACCCUUCGACCUGGAUGGCAUGCAGCCAACUCCCAUCUUCCACCAAACCGAGACCGAACAAGCCAUGGCCGAAGCCGUCUCCAAGUUUGCCAACGAUAAUAUCCUACCCAAGGUACGAGAGAUGGACGAAGCUGAGAAGAUGGACCCAGCCAUCGUGGAACAGCUCUUCGAGCAAGGUCUCAUGGGCAUCGAGAUUCCAGAGAAGUAUGGCGGAGCGGGCAUGAAUUUCACAGCCGCCAUUGUCGGGAUCGAGGAGCUGGCAAGAGUCGAUCCAAGUGUCAGUGUUCUGGUGGACGUGCAUAACACACUAGUCAACACCGCGAUUUUAAAAUACGGCACAGAGGAAUCGAGGAAGAAGUGGCUACCGAAACUCGCAACAGACACGGUAGGCUCCUUCUGCUUAUCGGAACCUGUCUCUGGCUCCGACGCUUUCGCGCUCAAGACCAGGGCGGAGAAGACAGCAGAUGGGUAUAAAAUCAACGGGUCUAAGAUGUGGAUCACCAAUUCCAUCGAAGCGGAUUUCUUCAUCGUAUUUGCCAACAUGAACCCGGAGAAGGGCUACAAAGGCAUAACAGCUUUUAUCGUAGACAAGUCGAUGAAAGGUUUCAGCAUCGCGAAGAAGGAGAAGAAGCUGGGUAUUCGUGCAUCGAGCACAUGCGUGAUCAACUUCGACGAUGUAGAAGUACCGAAGGGCAACUUGCUAGGCGAGGAAGGCCAAGGGUAUAAAUAUGCUAUUGGGUUGCUGAAUGAGGGAAGGAUAGGUAUUGCGGCCCAAAUGACCGGUCUCGCUCUCGGAGCUUGGGAGAAUGCCGCUCGAUAUGUCUGGAACGACCGCAAACAAUUCGGUAUGCUCGUGGGAGAAUUCCAGGGAAUGCAGCACCAGCUUGCACAAGCUUAUACUGAGAUCACCGCCGCCCGAGCACUCGUCUACAAUGCUGCGCGUAAGAAGGAAGCUGGCGAGGAUUUUGUCAAGGAUGCGGCGAUGGCGAAGCUCUUUUCUUCGCAGGUCGCUGGUAGGGUCAGCGGAAGUGCGAUUGAAUGGAUGGGAGGGAUGGGGUUUGUGAGGGAGGGUUUGGCAGAGAAGUACUGGCGGGAUAGCAAGAUUGGCGCCAUCUACGAAGGCACCAGCAAUAUUCAGCUGACUACCAUCGCGAAAUUGUUGCAGAGGGAGUAUACUUCGUAG